Molecule: messenger RNA, 1020 nt
Organism: Balearica regulorum gibbericeps (East African grey crowned-crane)
Lineage: Eukaryota; Metazoa; Chordata; Aves; Gruiformes; Gruidae
Source: RefSeq, a predicted model, not a curated record
UACCGGCAGCAGGAGUUGGAGAAAGCCCUGUGUGAAUACUCAAACUGCUUACUACUCUUACCUCCCAGUAACAUUGCGAUGAGACGAGAUGUCCAAGAGGGCCAGGCUCGGUGUUUAUCUCGCCUAGGAAGGCACAAGGAGGCUCUCGCUAUUGCAGAAAAAAUGAGAAACAGCGCUACUAACACAGAUCACUUAACGACGGUUCUCAACCUGCAGUUUGCCAUUUACCAGGGUCUGGAAAACAUAGGAAAAAAGAUCACGUGUCUGCAGCAACUGAUCUGCUUACAUCCUUUCAACCCUUGGUACUGGAAGUUACUUGCUGAAGCUUAUAUGAGCCUUUUACAGAGUCUGUCUCCACUAGUCAUUCCAGAAACAAAUCUGAAUCAGUCUGAAGAGGUUAGUGUAAGUGAUAGUAGUUUCAAAACAUCAACUGGAAGAGAGAUUAAUUUGCAGCCUCACAGAUCAGAUGACCAGAAAGAAGGCCCUUGGCCCAGUCUUGCUGCAGAAACAAAGAGGGAGAGUGCAGUGACUUGUGGCAGCAGCCAAACCGUAAAAGAAUUCCUCUGCACUUCGGAAGAACCGGAAAGGAAGGACAAAGGGAAACAUGCAGCCUCUGGGUCCUGGGAGCAGAACAUGCCAAAGAAAGUUGGGAUAAAGGCAUGUGCCUCAUUUAUUAGAGCAAGGCUUUUACUUCAGCUAACCCAGUUGCAACAGUCAUCCUUUGCGCUAGAGAAUAACACAGAAGGUCAAAAAGAAAUUGAUGACAGAGUGACACGACUUGGUUUCAGUGAAAACUCCUUGCAGUUGAUGACCAAGGUUAUGGGGCAGGAUCUUAUACCAGAAAAACUAAAAGAGGAAUUUCAGGGUGAGGUAAAAUGCAUAGGCCCUUCAGCGCUGUCAUCAUUGGUAACUGCAUCAGCCACAGAAUUUGAAAUCAAGUGGUUUGGUAAUCUCCAAGAUGAUUUAUGUCACUUUGACAGACAAUUCUAUUCAGAUAUAUAUAUAUCCCACCUUCAGUAA